GGGGCGGAGUCAGCAGAGGGCGUGUCUACAAAGUCUUAAGUCUUCACUGUUCAGCUGAACUCGACAAGAAACCGAAACGGUUCAACUUGCAAAGCGAGAUUAACCAGGCGCGCGCUCUUACCUGCACCGUUUCCUGUAUUAGGAAGCCAUCUUGUUUGGACAAGUUUAUGCGGCAUUUUUUGUUUUGUUUUCUUUUUUGUUGUUUUUCUUUUUCCUAUUGUGAGUCUCCUGCCGAAGUUUGGACUUCUUCCCGAAGCAGCUUUAGAAGAGCGGGGCAGGAAGAGGAUUGCAACAGUGAGGGAACUGUGCUUGGCCUGUCCUGCUGUCCUGUCCGGGUUCUCCCUCACACCCCUUAGACUUGUUCCACUACUUGACUGGCUUUAACAUUUCAGGAUGGCGAACAGCAGCCCUGCAAUACCCUCAUCACCCCAGCCUCGGAUAUUCUUCCCUCCAGGUGGUUCUUCAUCCCCUGGGUGUGUGGACACACAGCAUGCCACACAGGUCCCCUUGCCUGCCGUCUACACGCCUGUCUGCCCUGCUGCUGUGGACACAGGGCUUUCCCAAGGACCCAGUGGCACCAAUAUGUCCGUCCUGCCUCCUCCUCCAGCUGGAGUGUCUUUUAUUAUACAGAUAGGACUAACAAGAGAGUCAGUUCUUCUGCCCCAAACAGCGGAUCUUACAUAUGUCAAACAGAUCGCCUGCUCCAUUGUGGACCAAAAGUUCCCUGAGUGCGGUUUUUAUGGGAUCUAUGAUAAAAUACUUCUCUUCAAGCAUGACACAAAUACCAAUAACAUACUGCAGCUGGUCAAGGCCGCAAAUGAUAUCCAGGAGGGGGAUCUUGUGGAGGUAGUGCUGUCGGCGGCUGCUACCUUUCAGGAUUUUCAGAUUCGUCCACAUGCUCUGAAUGUGCAUUCAUACCGUGCCCCUGCCUUCUGUGACCACUGUGGAGAAAUGCUUUUUGGCCUAGUCAGGCAAGGGCUCAAAUGUGAUGGUUGUGGGUUGAACUACCAUAAACGCUGUGCUUUUAGCAUUCCCAAUAACUGCAGUGGAGCAAGAAAGAGACGGCUGUCAACUACAUCUCUCACCAGCAGUCAGUCUCUCCGUUUAUCCACCACUGAAUCCCUUAGUAGUCUAAGCAGCAGCUUAACCUCAGAGGAAACAAAUCUGUUUCGCUCACAUACGCACAUGACCCGAAUGCCCAGUGAGGCAAGACGGUUCUACACAGGUCGACCAGUACACCUGGACAAGAUACUAAUGAGUAAAGUAAAGGUGCCACACACAUUUGCAGUGCACUCCUACACACGGCCCACCGUCUGUCAAUACUGCAAAAGACUUCUCCGGGGCCUUUUCCGCCAAGGACUUCAGUGCAAAGAUUGCAAGUUCAAUUGUCACAAGAGGUGUGCAUACAAAGUGCCUAAUGACUGUCUUGGGGAAACUACUGGAGAUAUGUUUAGUCCAUCUGCAGACACAGAAGUACCAAUGGAGUACAGUAAUGAAUAUUUGGACUCAGAAAGAACUUCAUUGAUGGAUGAAUCAGAUGAGGCUUGCAGCAUUCCUGGCUCAUUUUCCCCAGACAGCAGUCAGGAUGGAGCCAGUGGAGACCAGAGUGCUAAUAUUCCUCUCAUGAGAGUGGUACAGUCGGUGAGACAUACCACGCGCCGCUCCAGUACAGCCAUUAAAGAAGGCUGGAUGGUGCACUACAGCAACAAGGAUACCCUGAGGAAGCGACACUAUUGGCGCCUGGACUGCAAAUGCAUUAUCCUUUUCCAUAAUGACACCACCAAUAAAUACUAUAAGGAAAUACCUCUUUCAGAAAUUCUUGAAGUAUGUCCAGCAGGUGAUUUCAGUCUGGUGCCCACUGGUGCCAGUCCCCACUGCUUUGAGAUUGUGACUGGUACCAUACGAUACUUUGUGGGCGAGGACACAAACCCCUCCCAAUUGCCUAGCAUGACCCCACCAAAUAGUGCAAUACCCAGUAGUGGAGUGGGACAGGAAGUUGCCAAAGCUUGGGAAAGUGUCAUACGCCAGGCUCUUAUGCCGGUCAUCUUCCAAGACAAUCCUCCAUCUGAAGGCAGCACCCCUCACAGACAGGCAUCCGUCAGCAUAUCAGUGUCCAACAGUCAGAUUCAAGAGAACGUAGAUAUUGGCAUGAUUUAUCAGAUUUUUGCUGAUGAGGUUCUGGGUUCUGGCCAGUUUGGAGUGGUAUAUGGUGGAAAGCACAGAAAAUCUGGAAGGGAUGUGGCUGUCAAGGUGAUUGACAAACUUCGCUUUCCCACUAAACAGGAAAGCCAGUUGAGGAACGAGGUGGCCAUACUGCAGAGUCUGCGUCAUCUGGGCAUAGUUAAUCUGGAGUGUAUGUUCGAAACUCCUGAAAAAGUGUUUGUUGUUAUGGAGAAGCUUCAUGGAGACAUGCUGGAAAUGAUCCUUUCAAGUGAGAAUGGACGACUACCUGAAAGGCUCACAAAGUUUCUGAUCACACAGAUCUUGGCAGCUUUAAGGCACCUCCACUUCAAGAAUAUUGUGCAUUGUGACUUGAAACCUGAGAAUGUGUUGCUGUCAUCAGCCGAUCCUUUCCCACAGGUGAAGCUUUGUGAUUUUGGUUUUGCCCGGAUAAUUGGGGAAAAGUCAUUUCGGCGCUCUGUAGUGGGAACACCUGCUUACUUAGCUCCAGAAGUGCUGCUGAACCAGGGGUACAACCGUUCUUUGGAUAUGUGGUCUGUUGGAGUCAUUAUGUAUGUCAGCUUAAGUGGAACAUUUCCCUUUAAUGAGGAUGAAGAUAUCAAUGACCAGAUCCACAAUGCUGCUUUCAUGUACCCACCAAACCCCUGGAAACAAAUCUCUCCCGAAGCUAUUGAUCUCAUUAAUAACCUACUUCAAGUGAAGUUGAGAAAACGUUACAGUGUGGACAAGAGCCUGAGUCAUGUCUACUUACAGGAAUAUCAAACAUGGCUGGACCUGCGUAAAUUGGAAUCGAAGCUUGGUGAACGUUAUAUAACCCAUGAAAGUGAUGAUGUUCGCUGGCAAAGGUUUGCACAGGAUCACACUCUGCCUUAUCCAGCUCACCUGGUACCAGCAUUAUCUGUCUCUGAUAAUGAGCAGGAGAGCACCGAUGAUGCUUGUAUGCAGGGACUGACUGAGCGUGUUAGCAUCCUAUGAGAAAAUGAAGGAGUCAGUUGGAGUGGAGAAUAGUUAUUUUUUAAAGUUGGCUAGAAUAGAUUUUGCCCCUCUUCUUCUGUUUCUUUUUUUUUUUUUGUAAUCUAUUAUCUUCCUUUUUCUUAUUUGCACUAUGUACAUAUGCUCUAACUGUGUUGAUGUAGACACCACAUAUGCAUCUUUUUCUUUUAUUAUAAAGCCUUUUUUUUUUAGUUUACAAUACAGCGAUAGGUUUACAGUGCAAAUAUAUUAAAAUAUGUCUUUUAAUGCUUCCUUAGCCUCUGAUUCAGUUUACAUUGGUGGUACGUCUCUCUCAGCAUUAAAAUUUGUAAUAUAGUUUAGUGCAUUGGAUUUAAUCAGUUUUUUUACUGAUGUCAUAUAGUUUGUAAAUAACCACUGCAAAUUUAAUUGGUUUGUAUACAUAUUCCAUACACUAAAUAACUUGUCAGACAAAAGCAUGCUGGUUCAUAUUUUCCAUCUGGGUGUUUUUCUUUCAGUCAGUGUUUGACUUUGCCUCAUCAAAUAUUCAAUUUAUUUACAAAUAAAUAAACAAAUAUUGUUUA
This is a messenger RNA of Silurus meridionalis, 3716 nucleotides long. RefSeq names its product protein kinase D2 (gene prkd2). Lineage: Eukaryota; Metazoa; Chordata; Actinopteri; Siluriformes; Siluridae. The transcript is spliced from 19 exons. Bases 394 to 3156 code for a protein of 920 amino acids. Gene Ontology annotation, molecular function: ATP binding; protein serine/threonine kinase activity. The record is from RefSeq and is a predicted model, not a curated record. Gene Ontology annotation, biological process: protein phosphorylation.